AUGUCACCAGCAGCGCGAGCGCUGCUCGUGCAAACUUCUCAGAGACCUCGAUUGGCGCUGCAGAGCACUGGACACAUCGUCGUGCUCGCGAGGAGCGAUCAUAUCUGCGAGCAUUCACGAAACGACCUGGGCGCAUCUGCCUCCGCAGCACAUAUAUGCUCUCGGCACUUUUCGCGCUCGGCAAGCCGCUCACUGGCGGGCUCACCGAAGGCUGCGGCGCCUAUGGUCAGGCUGAACCGUCAGGUGCUACCGCUGCAAGGAUUUUCGUCAUCUAGACUGUCUCAGAUGCAGGGGCACAACGGCAGUCAGCCAAAGAGCACUUCUUCCAAGGUCAACAGUCGGAAGGCCAAAUUAGCGGCGAGACGUGCAAGUCUUUCAAGACCUGUAGCUCCUCGUUCCAGAGCAAGCGUGAAACGUGAUGCGCCAGCUUCGUCAUUUGAAGAUCACUUUGUUCCGCUCAAAGCCUCACCUUCAUCUUCCAAAUCACACAUCACCUCAGCCGAGGAUCUGUGGUUUCAAGAUUCUCUAACGCCAAGCUCUCCUUCUGGAUUACCAGCUGGCAGCAAUGCUCCUUCGUCGGGCUCAAAAUCGCCUCCUCCAUACGCAGCCCAGUACCCAGGGUCGUCUUACACGUCAAAUUUGAGCAGGGCGAGCAGAGCCUCCGGGCUCGCUCCACACCAACUGCCGCGCGCACCAGCCAGAAGGACACUAGCACCAAAAGAGUACGCCUCUUGUCAAUUGGUUGCGCCUGGACAUUUGACAGAGGAGGAAAGAAUAGUUUGGAGCGCAGAGGAGAAUGGCAGGGAUAGAAAGGGCGGAUGGGUCGGGCCGGACAAGGCUAAAGAUCAUUGGCAGGAGACCGUGGGAGGAAAGAUGAGCGCGAUGGAGAGACCGGUCGAAAAAGUCAAGCCGCUGCGAGAGAUGCACACACCCAGGCUGGCUCAUAACCUUUCUCGCGUACUGUUCAACCCGGGCGUCCAUUGGCUGAAAGAUCCGAGAUCUGGCACGUACAACUUCGAUCCGUAUUUGCGGCACAUUCCGGAUGUCGACUUGUUCGACUACGACAGUCUGACGCCUUACCUCACCUCCUCCGUCGAUCCCGAGCUGCGCAAGAUUACGCGGAGGGAGAGAGCCAAGUAUUGUGGAAGCACAAGCAGCAUGACAACGGCCAUGUCACAGAUCUACUUCCAUCUGUCUGGUAACAGGCAACCUGACUUGACGGGCUUCAGCGAAGGUCUGAAAGGUACGGGCUGGACCUUUGCAACGCGCAUGCCUGCCAGUAUCAGAUUGAAGAAGCUUCAGGGCAAAAGUGAAGAUGGGAGGCCAUGUUUCGCAAUCGACCAAGACAAGGAAUCGAGCGGGGAACCAGAGGAUAGCAACUACGUGCUGACUCAGCUGGGCAAGAGUCUCGAGAAGCUCCUCACUUCACCGCCCGAUGUCUACGAAAAGCACCUGCGCAUCAACAGCGACAAGUUGUCGCCCCAGGAGAGGAACAGACCGGAAUCGUAUCAUUAUGCUAGGAGCGGAGGCAUCGUCAUGCGAAGUCAAUUGGACUGCAUGGACCCGCGUCUUCCUCGUCAAACGUUCGACUUGAAGACGAGAGCGGUGCACGCUGUGCGUUUGGAUAGGGCCAACUGGGUGGAGAGCGGCGGCUACCGGUUACGCAAGCUCAAUGGCGCAUACGAGAGCUUUGAACGAGAGCUGCACGACAUGGUACGAUCCGCUUUCCUCAAGUACUUUUUCCAAGCCAGGAUAGGUCAUAUGGACGGCAUCUUUGUCGCGCACCACAGCACCCUCGCAAUCUUUGGGUUUCAGUACAUCCCGCUCGAGGAGAUGGCAACGAGAAUCUUUGGGAGUAUGGAAAUGGCAGAGCAGAGUUUCCGACUUUCCUUGGCCAUGCUCGAAGAGAUUUUGGAUGCUGCUACUGCGCUCUUUCCGGGACAAGGUGUGAAAAUGACGCUAGAAGCUCAUCCUCAUCUUCAGGAUGCUUUGCAAGUCUUUGUGGAGCCGGACUUCGACGCGGGUAGUCUCAAAGCUGCGCAAGCUCGCGAAAGUCAGAACUCCGAGAGCGAUCCGGAUGACGAAGCAUUCGCCGUCUUGAGUGAGGCUAUCGACACAACGAGUGCGAUCCAGAAGGAGUUGAAAAAGGGGCCCAGAACCAUCGCCCAGCUCGAAGUGCUCAUGGAUAGGUAUCUGGAUGGCAAUCUUGUGCGCGGACCUGUGGACUUUUCAAAAUUGCCUGGAAGGAGCGUCGAUGUACGAUCAGAGAACGAGAUCUUGAAGAGAGCUCGAGAUGCUUUGAAACCCGUCGACUGGCAAGUCGAGUGGUCGAUCAAUCCUCAGCCUCAUCUUAGCGAAGCGACCAUCCGGCGCAAUCUGGAAGAUGUAAGAGCUCGACAGCAAGCCUUUGCCAAUCUGAGCCUACCAAAUGCUCGAGCGCUCGAUGAUCGAGACGAAGAGCUGCUGCAGACCCUCGCUUCUAAUCCUGAUGCGCUCAAGAGGUUCCUGGAGGAGCGUAGCAAGGGCAUUGGUCUGCCUGCUGCUCCCGGGCAGAGUCGAAGUGGGCCCGAAGCUUCUCAAGCCAAGGACUCUCACGCAUCUUCGUCCACAAGCACGCCUAGCAACGGCAAGGGCAUGCCCGAUGCCGCACCCACAAGCAUCUUUUGGAAAGAAGCGACGUCGGACCAGAUCAACAUGCGAGCCUUGGCGCGAUUGGGAGCGAGAGAUACGGCGCUACAGGAAGCUGAGGAUCGCUUCGAUAUUUGGAAGCCUGAGAGCCCGUUUAGAGUGCACAAGCAGGCUUAUGCUAAGCCUGCCAGUGUCACUGCUGAUGAUCUCGCCACGGAAACGCCCACCCGGGAUCCGUCCUUGCAAGCUCCUACUUCCGCGGGUGAGUCAUAA
Molecule: messenger RNA, 2901 nt
Organism: Ceraceosorus guamensis
Lineage: Eukaryota; Fungi; Basidiomycota; Exobasidiomycetes; Ceraceosorales; Ceraceosoraceae
Product: Pet127-domain-containing protein
Exons: 4
Coding region: 1-2901 (966 amino acids)
Biological process (GO): mitochondrial RNA 5'-end processing
Cellular component (GO): mitochondrion; mitochondrial envelope
Source: RefSeq, a predicted model, not a curated record